Messenger RNA from Penicillium soppii, 843 nucleotides. RefSeq lists its product as uncharacterized. The record is from RefSeq and is a predicted model, not a curated record. Bases 1 to 843 code for a protein of 280 amino acids. Lineage: Eukaryota; Fungi; Ascomycota; Eurotiomycetes; Eurotiales; Aspergillaceae. The transcript has a single exon.
AUGGACAAUAAAUAUACUUCCAACAAUGAUCUGGGCAAACCGGGACCAUCCGUUUAUCUAGACACAGGGCCGGGAUCUCCUAAUCCUGUUCGGGCUCGAUGUCUGUUGCCCUCAACACAGGUUGCUCAUUUCCAGCCUGGCCCUCCGUCGGAUGAUCAAAUUCACUUUGGCCAUCGUCACUAUCAACAUUCGCACGAUGGGUUCACUCCAUUUGGCGCGCCUCUGCCAUAUGUUCAACAACCAUUUGGGCCUGGCUACUUUGCUUUUCGUCCACUUGAUUCCGUUUUUUCUCCUGGUUAUCAAACUCCUUCUCCUCCUUCAUUCACAUAUCCGCAGCCACAGCUCAGCCCACCUCAGUUUGGCCAGAUGUUCCCGUGUUUGGAUCAAAAAUUUUGGCGUCAAUCGUUUGAGCCUCAGUAUCAGCCUCAGUACCAGCCCACUGGCAACCGCUGGUUUAACCGGACUCUGCAAACGAACGACCUACAAUUCCCCACGAACUCAUAUCUAGGUGAUCCCGAUGAUCUCUACCAGACCUCGAUGCGCGCUUGCCACAUUGCUCACAGAAGAUAUAUCAAAUGGAUUAACAUAGCAUAUCACCCCGCAAUAUCACCCCGAGACUUCGUUCAAGAAUGGAUUUAUGCGUUGAGGGAAUUGCGAAGAUUGUUCGGGCAUUUCCACCUUCCGGAUAUAUUCGCGUUCAAUCAAUUUCUCGCCGCAGUCUCUGCCAAUCCAGGAACUCGCUCAUGGGUGGACUCGCUACAUACCCAUGGACAACAUUUUGCCUCAGUCAAUCAUGGAGCAAGUCUACUGCAAUUUCUUGGAGUCAGAGGCCCGUCGUCUUAA